CACAAACACACACAAAUACACACACAUACACACACACACACACACACACACACACACACACACACACAGUGACAUACACACAAACACACACAAAUACACACACAUACACACACACACACACACACACACACACACACACACACACACACACACACACACACACACACACAAAACACUGGCACUACAAGGGCAUACACAUCUAUAUACAUCCGAAUGUGUAGGAACUCUGCAUUGCUUGUGAGAGUGGGUCAAGUGUCCGACUCCGAUUUGUUUUUCGGCGCCAUUUGGCAGGCCGUUUUGGCAAGCGCUCACGUUCGUUUGCCAGCAGUCAACUUCCUCGUCAGUCAAGUUAACAAACAGUUACCAGCAAGCAAACAACGACAUAUAAUAGGAGAUGACAUUGACAGAAUGGUUGCUGCAGUAUCGGUCGCGUUUCAUGACGAGAACGUGCUCGUGUUGCGAUCUCUUCUCGAUCUCGUUCUGAUUCUCUUUCCGUUCGAUCAGCAGUUUCUCACCGAGUCGAACACGAUCGACGUCUUUACCUCUGCUCUGAAUGUUCUAAUACGUCGCGACAUGUCUCUCAAUCGAAGGUUUUACACGUGGACUCUGGGCAGCAACAGCAGCAGUGAUUCGUCAGACGAUGUCACAUUUGAAAACACGUACUUUGAAUCGUACACAAAGCGACUGCUAAUCCAAGCCGUUUACAAUCUCCUCAAGCAAACGAAUCCAGUGAACACGAAAGAAAGCAAUCGUAACAUGAGACACAAUCUAAAACCGUUUCGCAUUGUCACAGCUUUGCUCGAACGACAAGAACUCAGUAGUUUGUUUGUCGACGAAAUCUUGAUGAAGGUGCUGCAGUCGUUGCAGGUUUGCUAUCAUUACUGGUCGGUGCAUGAGACGGGCAUUGGCAUGAAGAGUCCACGGACAUUGAAACGGAAAGUUGGUGGAGACGAAAAGGGUCGAAAGGGAGACGACGUGAUGAAGACAGUGAAUCUGAUUUGUGGAGAAUUCGAGUCGGGAUUUAUUUGGUGGUUUAUGGCUGAGCAGAUGGAAAGAGUGGCACGACAUCUGAGCGACAAUGGAGAGGAGUGUGGUCUGUCGAUUAGUGAGCUGGCGUCUCUUGUGCAGUUUCUGUUAGACUCGUUGUUUGUGAGAUCAAAUGAUGACAUCUCAACCGUUCACGUACCCACUCUUCUUACUCACUGCCUCAUCUCUCUUUGCCUUUGCUGUACAUCAUCUAGUCUGCAAGAUCUGACAGUCGGAUUCCAACUGUGCUCACGUCUACUCUCAUGCUGUGAACCAUCAGCCAAGCUAACAAAUGCACCACCUGUUCUGUUGGAGAAGCUAAAGGCCGUGUGUGGCAGCCAGUUGCAACAACUUGCUGAUUGUGAUUUGACUAGUUGCUGUAUUGAAGUUGCGAAGAUAUGUCUUGUGAGGUUCAUUGAGAGUCAUUUAGAUUUGGGUGGUUUGCUGUCUGGGACAGGCAAGCCGGUUGAUGAGCAGGAGCUGGUUGCUGCAUUUGAGGCUCUUUGCCGGCUACUUAUUGACGUCAGUAGCUUUCCAGUACUCAGUGAAGGCAACCGGAUUCCAGAGAACUCUACAACCGCUUGCUUUACAUCAGAAAGACAAUGGCUACAAUCACUACUUCAGUGCAUCACAUCAAACACGAGUUUUCCAGUAUUCGCUUCCGCUACUACGAUGUUACUCGAUUUAGCUGCAGUCGGCAUCAGCUACAAUGUAAGCCAAGAGGAAAGCUACGCAAGCUCCGUCAUCAUCAAGCCUCUCAUCACGGCCGACGAUUUCCACAAGAUCAAGAACUCGGGAUUACUACAGACGGUUGUCGAGAGAUUGUGGCAUGUGCUUGAGUCGGAUAAUGUCAAGUGGAUUGAAUUGGCGGCGACGGUGGUGGCACAACUUAGUGCUUUGAGGCCUUGUGUUGAUAUGUUAGAGAGUACGAUCAAUGACAGACUCACAUCUGAUAGUCUGCUUGAACGACGAUCAGCUCUACAGACAUUUUCUCGUCUGUGGGAAUUAACCGAACACGGCAACGUGAACGCUCUCACCCCUUCCUUUGAAAGACCUCUCUUUGUGAUGAUCGAGAGUUUGCACAGUUCGGAUCCAUUCAGCCAACAGAUUACCGUCUCGUGGCUGUCAAAACUCCUUCAGUUGGGAGACGUCAACCGGCUGCUCACGCCACUCCUCCACGUUCUCCUCCACCCGUCGACUCUUCGCUCAUGUGUGACAUUGGGUGCAAAGUCAGGCCACUGGAUGACGACAAAACUCUUGCUGUAUGCUCAAUCGUACGACACUCACAGAUGUCGUCAUGCACUGGAAUGUCUCCAGUCGAUUGUUACCUCCAAUACACGUGGAUUCAUCUCAUCAGCUGCUCUCUCGGUUAUCAGUGAGCAUCCCGGUCCGGGCAGCAACAGAAGCCUACGGGCGUUGUUAUUGAAACACGAAGCGAGUAUCAGAGACCAACACAACAAAUCAACUGGAGACUCGUCGCCCGUCACACGCAACUUCAUGGAGACAGUUUUGUCGGUUCUGUUGUGGUUUAUGCAGUCGUGUUUACCAUCGAGUCACACACAGUUGACCAACAUGAUCGCAGACGAGUCACUAGUUGAUGAUAACGCGUUGAUACAAACGAUGGCGGCGAGGAUUUGUUGCUGUAUGGUCGAACAGUUGGAUGUGGCGUUUGCAUCGUCGUCGUCUUCCAUGCUGACGAGUGGUGGUUACAUACAAGCGUUGUUCACGCUCUGUGGUGUGCAUGAUGUAUUGCUGUCGUGCGUGGCGACGACUCUCCAGCAGCAGCUUGAUAAAGACGCGUGUCCACAGUGUCUCUGGGCUGUUGAUUCGUCAAUGGCUUUGAUGGUUGAGAUGCUCAAAUUGACGUUCUCUGUGUUGAGGCUGGAAUACAGUCAGGGGCUUAGCAGUUGUCUAUCGGACAUGGCACAAUCGGAAUGGAAGGUAAACGAUGGUCAGUUUGGUUGGCAUGUGUUGGAGCUUUGCCCGCUCGCUCAACAGCCACAGUUACUGGCACUUAUUCUCCACGGUUUGUCAUCAAUCGAGAACGAGCUCAUCGUGCAUCAUUUUCUACAGCUUUUUUGUAAUGCUCUGCCGUUAUUCGGUGUCAUUCUUCCCACCGUUGUGCAACAAGUUGUCACGAAACUCUGUACCGUGUUGAAACGAUUGACGUUGAAACAAUCGAAAGUCGUAGUCGCCGCAUUAGCUCACAUCAUGCGGUUCUGUUUGUCUAAAAGUGAUGAGACAGUCGCGGUGUCUCACAUCGGAAAGAGACAUUUCCUGUUGGAUUUCGAUGGUCUGACAGGCAUGUCGCCGCUAGUUGGUCAUUUCGUUGUCUCUCCAGUGAGAGACAAAGACCGAGAAGCGGUAGACAAUGCGGCGAUUGUCUGUCUGUCUGUGCUACCAAGGACACUCCGAUCUCUCUUGUGUGUGUGGAAAAACAUGAACGAAAGCAAGCACCUCCCAAUAGCUAAACAAUUGAGGGAGAUAAUCAUUCAUCUGCUGCAGCUGUUUACAUCUGUGCAUGACAGUGUGUUGCUACUGUCAGCUGGGAGGCUUUGGUCACAACUUGUUUCAAUGGAUGAGGUCGUUGAUGGCAAUGAGUGGCAGCUGAUACUUCUCAAUAUGCUCAAGUCUAUUCCGGCAUAUCCACUUGAUUGCCUCAUCAAGUCUGCUGUCAAAGUCUUGAAGGAAUCAAACGACGAUGACACCAUUUCUCGUGUGAUCACGUUUCUACAGCAAGUGCUUCUCACGUCAUCAUCUAUUGAGCUUCUCAGUUCAUGGCCCGAGUUUUAUGUUUAUCUCAAAGUGGUUCUUCCUCAAGUUAGUGCUAAGCCACCGGAUUUGUUUAUUCUCGUUAGGAGUUUACAUGUGUUUACGGCUGUUAUUGCUGCUUGUAAAGAGAAGAAAAUUAGAAAGGAAGCACAAGAAUUAACUCAGAAAGUGUUGGACAGUUGCUGCUCUGUUCUUGCCAUCUCUUUGGAGAGGAAGUCUUGGCUUGGAAGGAGUAUGGUCAUUAGGCCAUCACUGUUAUCAACUUCUGAUGUCAUACAAUCUCAACCAGAAAUUAUUGAUAUUAAACAUGAGUUAGAUUUAAACACACCGAAGAGCCCUUCUGGUGUGAGUGAGACAGCAGAGAGUGACGAGGUAAUGCAACAAGAGAAAGAAACAGAGAAUGAGGAAGUAAACAGUGAUGAUGGCAAAGGCAACGUACCUCCAACUCUCUCGGAAUACACGAUUCAAGCAUUAGAAGUCAUGUCCAAGAGUUUAGCUCCAUUGAUCGAUAGCAUGUUUGGUGGAGAAGAGAAAGAUCGUGUUGUUAGUAUGUUGACCACCGUGUUGACAUACGUGUUUCCAUUUCUACGUUGCCACAGUUCAGUUGCUGCAUCCAGUUAUGUGGCUGCUUCUGCAUUGCUUAGCUCAGUCAGUGAGUAUCAAUACACGAGAAAGGCGUGGUCUAAAGAGGCCUUUGAGUUGUUUCUUGAUGCUCCAUUCUUCAAGACCGAUAGCUGCAGUUUGACUAGUUGGUUGUCGAUUGUGGACAAUAUGAUGACACAAGACAAGAACUUGUUUAAAGAGUUGCUAAGUCGCAGUCAGACGCCAGUUCAAGGAGGAUUGGCAUUGUUUUCAACUACAGAGCAAGAUAUCGAACAAAGAGCUCGCUUUGUAAAGCGUCUGGCCUUUGCCAUCUUUAGUGGCGAGAUAGAUCAAUACCAACAAUACCUACCACGCAUACAAGAACGUUUAUCUGAGAGUCUGAAAAUUCAAUUCUCUCCUUUACUGCAUGAAAAGGUGUUUCUCGUUUUUCGUGUUCUUCUGUUGCGUAUCUCACCGCACCAUUUGGCUUCAUUUUGGGCAAUUAUUAACACCGAACUUGUUCAAGUGUUCCAGCAAUUAGAGCAAGAUUUGUGCGUCGAUACAAACCAGUACACAUUGAAUGAUGACAAACAAGAGCUGUUGGACAACAACUGGACGCUUCUCUAUUUGGCUGCUUGCAAAAUCUUGGAAUUAGCUCGUUGCGUUUCUCCUGAACAAGUGCCUCAGUUUCAAAUUCAUGGAUGGGGUUUCUGUUGUCCCAUAUCACUGGACAGUCUGGAUUCACUGGUGUUUCAACCAUAUGUGUCUCGAGCUGUUUCUGGAGUGAGAAAGAGACUAACAGCAGCAAGAGUAGAUGAUGGUGUGGUGAGUCAGCUCGUAGCAUCACUGGAGAGACUAGGAACGCCAAUAGAUCACCUUCCCAACAGCAGAGAGAACUGCAAAAUUGAAAAUAAAUGUACAAUAUUACCAUCAAAAUUGCAACUCUCCAAAUCACUUAGCGAGUAUGAAGACACAAUCCUGAGUGACUUUCUGGAGGAAAGUUGAUGUAAGUUGUGUACUAUUUCUCAAAAGAAUGUGUUCAUUGCACUUCAGAUUAGGCAGGAUAUUUGUAUGAAAAAAUCAAAUCAAUGUAGUGUUUGAUAA
Messenger RNA from Corticium candelabrum, 5484 nucleotides. Its product is annotated as protein dopey-1-like. The transcript has 26 exons. Lineage: Eukaryota; Metazoa; Porifera; Homoscleromorpha; Homosclerophorida; Plakinidae. The coding region runs from base 214 to 5385 and encodes 1723 amino acids. The record is from RefSeq and is a predicted model, not a curated record. Gene Ontology annotation, cellular component: endosome; trans-Golgi network. Gene Ontology annotation, biological process: Golgi to endosome transport.